ACACAGCUCCUAAACCCCCCUCCCCCCCAAAAAAAAAAGCUCCUAGAUGCCUAGAAGGAAAGAUCUUUCUUCUUUUGAGAGGGCUGCCAUCAUCCAAUUCCUUCUUGAAGGAAGUCCGAAAUGGAAAACGUGCUAGAGACAAGAUAGCUGUUGCGAGGCAAAAGUGGAGCUGUUGCCAACAAACGAUUAGUCGUAUUUGGGCAGCUGCAAAUAAACAAAGAGCAAGUGGUGAAAUAAUUUUUGGACAAUUUUUUUGGAGUAAUUUUUACAAAAUAUUUAAAACAUAAAAUUUUUUGGAGUCAAGAUAGCUACGUCGGAGUAAUUUUUUUUUGGACAAAAAGAAUAUUUUACAAAAUAUUUAAAACAUAAAACAUAGGUGGAUGAAGAGAGUAUGUAUUUUAUAAAUUUUUUGAAAAAUAAGGAGUAUUAGAAAAACAAAGAGUAAAAAAAAGAAAAAAAAAAGCAAAGAGAGAGUGGAGGUGCGGGGAAUCGAACCCCGUGCCUCUCGCAUGCGAAGCGAGCGCUCUACCAUAUGAGCUACACCCCCAUUCAUGUCCAUUAGCUCUCUAUUUUACUAUAUAUUUGAUUCACUUGAAAAUAGGCAUUAUUCUUUUGUUGAAGCCAUUCGAUCACUGAGCAGACAGUCGCUACUAGAUUUAUUCUUCAUGGUUGAUGAAUCAUAACUUUUUCAGUCUUUGCUCUGCUGUGCUAUUCGUUCAUGCUAUGUCAAUGACAAGUUCGUUGAGAAAGCUCGUAACUUGCGUUAUCCUUGAUUUGGAUGGAACCCUUCUUAAUACAGAUGCCAUUGUGCACGAUGUCUUGAAGGCUUACUUGGUUAAGUAUGGAAAGCAAUGGGAUGGAAGAGGAUCUCAUAGAAUCGUAGGAAAGACACCCUAUGAAGCUGCAACUGCUAUUGUUGAAGAUUAUGAACUUCCCAUAACUACAAAUGAACUUUUAUCUGAGCUUUCUCCAAUAUUCUCGGAGAAAUGGUGCAGCAUCAAAGCGCAACCUGGUGCCAAAAGGUUAAUUAACCAUUUGAGGAGUCAUGGUGUGUUGAUGGGCUUGGCUUCAAAUUCUUCAAAGGAAAAUAUUGAAACUAAGAUUUCGUAUCAUCACGGUUGGAAAGAAUCAUUCUCUGUCAUUAUAGGUGGUGAUGAUGUCACUUCUGCGAAGCCAUCUCCUGAAAUAUAUCUUGAAGUUGCUAAGAGGCUAAAGGUGGAUGGUCCUAGUUGUCUUGUCGUUGAAGAUUCACUACCGGGUGUUGCUGCUGGUAAGGCAGCUGGAAUGGAAGUGGUUGCUGUUCCGUCUCUUCCUAAACAGUCCCAUAUUUUCACCUUGGCAGAUGAGGUGAUCAACUCCCUCCUAGACUUGCAACCUGAAAAGUGGGGCCUACCUGCGUUCGAAGACUGGUUGGAAGGUACUUUACCACUAGAACCAUGGUACAUUGGUGGUCCUGUCAUCAAGGGCUAUGGCCGUGGUUCCAAGGUGCUCGGCAUUCCCACAGCUAAUUUAUCGACUGAAGGCUACUCGGAUCUCCUCUCGGAACAUCCUUCCGGUGUUUUCUUUGGGUGGGCUGGACUAGCAACUCGAGGUGUUUACAAGAUGGUAAUGAGCAUAGGCUGGAACCCUUACUUCAACAACACGGAGAAGACAAUUGAGCCAUGGCUGCUUCAUGAUUUUAAAGAAGACUUCUAUGGCGAAGACCUGCGUCUUGUUAUUGUCGGGUAUAUACGGCCUGAGGCCAACUUUUCGUCGCUCGAGAGCUUGGUCGCGAAGAUCCACGAGGACGGGGAGAUUGCUGAGAAAGCGCUUCAACUCCCUCAGUAUUCCAACUACAGGGAUGAUCCAUAUUUGAAAGGUUCUUAGCAGAAUUGCUACUUUCUGGUUGAAAGUAACUCAUUUUUAUAGGGGAAUUGUGAUUAAAGAAACAUAUUCGUAUUAUACGAACUUGAGCAUAGUUUCGAUGGUUAA
Molecule: messenger RNA, 1971 nt
Organism: Salvia miltiorrhiza (redroot sage)
Lineage: Eukaryota; Viridiplantae; Streptophyta; Magnoliopsida; Lamiales; Lamiaceae
Product: bifunctional riboflavin kinase/FMN phosphatase-like
Exons: 12
Coding region: 673-1866 (397 amino acids)
Biological process (GO): riboflavin biosynthetic process; FMN biosynthetic process
Molecular function (GO): riboflavin kinase activity
Source: RefSeq, a predicted model, not a curated record